CUUCAUAGCACAAACAUUUUUUUUCUGAUAUUAUGAAUAGAAACAGAGUGAUAUGAUGAAUACAAACUGGGUAGAUAUGAAAUUGAAGUGCAUGUGGAGUAUAGUUAAUUAUGAAUCACAAACACGAUUAGGAGAUAUUCUUUAGAGUAGACGGCAUUGCCUAAGUACAGGAUACAAAAUACGGCAUUUGUGAAAAAUUUAAGAUGCAGAAAACACUGCUAUUCUAGUGUUGUUUAGUUACCUCUCUCGAUAUGGUGGUAAAAAACACAAACCAAUUAGAGGAAGCAACUGAUUCAACUUAUGAUAGAGAAGCUGAAGUGAAAGCUUUUGAUGAUUCAAAAGUUGGUGUCAAUGGUUUGGUGGAGUCAGGGGUGACAAAGAUCCCACGUAUGUUCCAUACUGGAAAGUUGGAGAUCACCGAAAACUCAGGCAGUGACUCCAAGUUGAGUGUUCCGAUCGUAGACCUCAAAAAUAUACACGCCAAUCCAGCUCUGCGUGUAGAGGUAGUUGACCAAAUUCGAUGUGCAUGCCACGAGUGGGGAUUCUUUCAGGUGAUUAAUCAUGGAAUUUCUGUUACUGUCUUGAAUGAAAUGAUUGAUGGUAUCCGUAUGUUUCAUGAACAAGAUGCUGAUGUAAGAAAAGAGUUUUACACGCGUGAUUUACAGAAAAAAGUUAUGUAUUACUCUAAUGGAACCUUGUUUAGUGGCCAAGCCGCUAAUUGGAGAGAUACAUUUGGUUUCCGUGUUGCUCCUGAUCCAUUCAAACCAGAAGAACUACCACCAAUAUGCAGAGAUAUUGUGAUUGAGUAUUUGCAGAAAAUAACGGAUUUGGGUUUCACGAUCUUUGAGUUAUUGUCAGAGGCACUAGGACUUGAUCCUUCUUACCUCAAAGAGUUGAAUUGUGCUGAAGGACUCUAUAUUCAAGGUCAUUACUAUCCACCAUGCCCUGAACCUGAACUAACUAUGGGUGCUACUAAGCAUACUGAUGCUGGCUUCAUGACAUUAGUUCUACAAGACCAGCUUGGUGGUCUUCAAAUUCUUCAUGAGGAUAAAUGGGUCAAUGUUCCUCCGGUACAUGGAGCUCUUGUUGUAAACAUGGGAGAUCUUCUACAGCUUAUCACAAAUGACAGGUUUGUAAGUGUUUAUCACCGAGUCUUAUCACAAAACAUAGGCCCAAGAAUUUCUGUAGCAAGCUUCUUUGUCAAUUCUCCUGACUCAAUUAAAGGUGCAUCAAAGGUAUAUGGUCCUAUUAAGGAACUGCUUUCAGAAGAAAACCCACCAAUCUACAAAGACAUUACGAUAAAAGAUUUCUUCGCACAUUUUUUCGCAAAAGGACUUGAUGGGAAUUCUUCCUUGGAGCCCUUCAAGUUGUGAGUUUAACAUGUGAACAUACGUUUGGUUCUCGUGGAGCUGGCCAUAAGCUAUCUAAAUACCAAGUCACAUUUUCUGUGAUAUAAGCGUGCUCUAUUUGUAUAUGUUUUCGAGACUGAACUAUUUUACGCACAGGAUUAAAUUUGUGUGGUCGUCUCAUGGUGAGAAAAUAUGUUUUUUGAUAAAUUGGAUGAGCUUGUUGACUGUAAAUAACAAAUGAAGUCUGGAGUAAGUUAUUGCCUAAUCUUGUAAUUUUAAGGGACUGUGUUCAAGAAGUCUCACAUCA
This is a messenger RNA of Trifolium pratense (red clover), 1656 nucleotides long. RefSeq names its product 1-aminocyclopropane-1-carboxylate oxidase homolog 1-like. Lineage: Eukaryota; Viridiplantae; Streptophyta; Magnoliopsida; Fabales; Fabaceae. The transcript is spliced from 4 exons. The coding region runs from base 252 to 1373 and encodes 373 amino acids. The record is from RefSeq and is a predicted model, not a curated record.